Closterium sp. Yama58-4 is the source of this 4101-nucleotide messenger RNA. NCBI's taxonomy places the organism in Eukaryota, Viridiplantae, Streptophyta, Zygnematophyceae, Desmidiales, Closteriaceae. The record is from the annotation of a GenBank genome assembly.
AUGUCGGCGACCCAGGUGACAGCAGGCGGGAUUGCACCGAGCUACGGCUACUUCAAAUUUACGCCGGAUAGGGUCUUGCUGCUGACCUUCACGGUCAUAUCGCGGUGCUGCUCGCCGGGCGUGCAAAUCGCCCUGAAGUCGUGCAGGGAGCACCUCGACGCCGGCCACCGGGCGUGGCACUUCAUCGAGUCGACUUACCAAGUCACCGACGACUUGUUCAUCGCCCAGCUUGAGGGGCAGCUGACGCACCUGCGUAUGGGCGACCAGGAGACGGCGACGGACUACUGCAACCGAGCUCGGCGAAUUCUCGCCACCAUCAGGAUGGCCGGCGCGCAGUACUCGACGGCGUCGUACGUCACCCACGUCAUGCAGGGACUCCCGAGCAGCUACAACCUGCUGAAGCGGUUGUCAUUGGCGCCGAGCACGCGGGCAACACUCAACGAGGACACGUUGACCUCGUACAUUCUGCAGGACGAGGCGAUGCAGGAGGCCGAGCGGUCCCAGGAGCUCCUGGCGCAGCCAGCCAAGGAUGUUGACAAGAAGAAGUCGACCAAGGACAGCGGUCGAGGAGGAGGAAGUCGACGUCGGGAGUGCUGGCUGUGCGGCGACCCCGACCACCUCUCCUUCAAAUGCCCCGACCGCACUGACUCAGACGACGAUGACAAGGGAUGCUGCUGGAGUUCUGGUAGCCGUCGUCCUCGUCGAGGAGGAAAUAGGCAGCGCAAGGAGAAGCAGUCGACCACGUCGACCACGGCGAAGGACGCCGACUCCUCUGCUGGCGGCAAGGGGCGGGACGACAAGUCGGCGUCGUGCUCUCUGGUCGGCGUCGUGGAGCCGACCGUCUCGCUGGCACCGGAGGCCGGAGAGGACUUCCAGGCGGUGGCGGCAGCUGUGCAGGCGAAUCAGGUGGUGGUUCUGCUCGACAGCGGCUCCUCGCACGACCAGAUGGGGACGAAGGACACCUUCGUCGACUUGGGGCCGAGCGGCGACGUGAAGCACGUGCGCGGCUUCAAUGGGGCGCUGCAGGACGUCCAGGGUCGCGGCACUGUCGCCCUGCAAGGGGAGGCCGGCAUCCCCGACGUACUCUACGUUCCGGGCUCGACGUCUGGCGCCGACUCGCCGUGUGUGUCGUGCGUCGUCGGGAAGCUGGCGAGGCACACCUUCCCCGACCAGGGCUCCGACGCCGACGACGUGCUGGCCGUCGUGCACAUCGACCUGUGCGGGCCAUUCCGCGUGGCUGCCAAGGACGGCAGCCUGUACUUCCUGCUGCUGAAGGACUGCAAGACCCGCUACGUGUGGGUGAGGCCGGUCGCCAAGAAGUCCGACGUGCUGCGGGAGUUCGAGCAGUGGCUGGUGAUGGCGGAGCGACAGACCAAGAAGUCGGUGCUGAUGCUACGUUCUGACCGGGGAGGGGAGUUCCUCGGAAAGGACUUCACCGCCCUCGUGGACGGCAAGGGGAUCCUCCACGACCUGACCUGCCCCUACACCCCGCAGCAGAACGGCAUGGCGGAGCGGGAGAUGCGGACGGUGGUGGAGUCGGUGCGGACGAUGCUGCUGCACAUGGGCGUGCAGCACCACUGGUGGCACCUUGCUCUGCGGCAGGCCGUCUGGGUCCGCAACUGCCUUGAGAGGUCGGCGCUGCCGCCGGGGACGACGCCGUACCAGCUGCUCACCGGGAAGAAGCCCGACUUGUCGCUGGCACGCGUGUGGGGCUGCAUGGCGCAGUUCCUCGUCCCCGAGCAGCAGCGUGGUGGGAAAUUGAGGCCGAAGGCCCGGUGGGGCCUUCAUCUCGGCGUGUCGGAGGAGAGCAAAGGCUGGGAGCUCCUCGACAUCGCCGACAACCGGGUGGUCACCUCGUCGGACGUGGUGUUCUACGAGGACAUGUCGCUGGAGGUGUGGAAGUCGGAGCACGGGCCGGUGUCAGGACGGACGCCGACAACCUCGCCGACCGACACCUCGACGGCGACGCUGCCUCUGCUCGCCGAGGUCGGUGAGCUUGCUGCUGAGGACGCCGAGGUCGUCCGUCCUCCUACCCCUGCCCCUCCCCUCGUGGCCGACCUGCGCGGGCUGACUCCGGUGUCGGCCUCCGGCGAUGAGGGGAGUAGUGGGACGUCGCCUUCGGCGCCGGCCAAGAGCAUCGUCGGUGGCCGACGUGACGAGCAGCAAGUCGACGUGGGAGUGAAGUCGACGUUGAUAGGGGAGGAGCAGGUCGAGCAGGCAGCAGUGAAGCCGACCACGGUGCAGUCGGCAACCAGGCAGACCAUAAGGGAGACGUCGGCUGGGACGCCGACCGAGGUGCAGCAGGACGACGAGGGCAGUGAGGCCGGUGACGAUGGAGGCCGACUUCGGAGGCCUCCCGACUUCUUCGUCCCGGCUGCCUUCACCACGGUGUAUGACGUGGUCGACGAGGACGACGACCUGCUGUACGACGACGCCGAGGAGGAUGAAGACCUGCCGGAGCUCGACCCCGACAUGCACGCCGACCCCGAGCACCGCUGGGACAUCUCAACGAUGACGGUGAAGGAGGCGCUGGCGAGCUGGAAGGGCCCGGCGGUAAAGUCCGCCAUGGAGGAGGAGAUCCGCAGCCUCAUCGGCAUGGGGACGUGGGAGCUGGUCGAACGCCCGCCGGGAGUGAACAUCAUGAAGAACCGGUGGGUGCUGACGACGAAGUACCGCAUUGACGAGACUGUCGAGCGCGAGAAGGCGAGAUUGGUCGUGAAGGGCUUCACGCAGGUGUAUGGCGCCGACUACGACGAGACGUACGUGCCGGUGAGCAGCUACGUCACGCUGAGGAUCUUCCUCAGCAUCGUCGCCGUCCUCGACCUCAACCUGAUGCAGCUCGACAUGAAGAACGCCUUCUUGCAGAGCAAGCUCGACCGAUUGCUGUACAUGUACCAGCCGGACUACUUCAACGACGGGUCCGGCCGGGUGUGCAAGCUGCUAAAGAGCCUCUACGGGCUGAAGCAGUCGCCGCUGCUGUGGUACAAGGCUCUCAACGACGUGUUGGUCGGCGCCGGGUGGAAGAAGAGCCAAGUCGACGAGGCUCUGUACUUCAAGGUCGAUGACGACAAGGUGACCUGCUGGGUGCUGGUCUACGUCGACGACCUGCUCGUCGCCAGCUGCAGUACCGAGAUGCUGAAGGAGCUGAAGGAGCUACUGGAGUUCGCCUUCGAGCUGCGGGAGAUCUCGCCGGUGCAGAAGUACCUUGGGCUGGAAAUCGUUCGCGACAGGUCGGCGGGGAAGCUGUGGCUGCAUCAGCAGGGCUACGCCGACAAGCUGCGUAGGCGCUUCCUCGACCAGGAGCAGACCGGGCGCACCCCGAAGACGCCGGUUUCGGUCGACGCCUAUGUCGAGCUCACCUUCAAUGACAAGGAGGCGCAGGAGCGCCAGGAGGAGGAGUACCGGCAGAAGGUCAGCUCGCUGCAGUUCGCGACGAAGACGACGAGGCCGGACAUCGCCUUCGCCUGCAGCAAGCUGGGAAGCGGCCUCACGGUGAGGAGCGACCAACACUGGCGCGAGGUCGACCGCUGCCUCGCCUACCUCGCCAACACGCGUGACACCGCCCUGGAGUUCGGCGGUGGACCUGAGUCGCUGAAGCUGGUCGGCUACGUGGACGCCGACGACACCGGCGACAAGCAAAAUCAGACGAGCACGGGCGUCUACGUCGUCUUCGGAGGGGCCGCAGUCUCCUGGUCGAGCCAGCGCAUCAAGUGCGCGACGCUGUCAUCGACCGAGUCGGAGUACGUGGCGGCCGUUGAAGCCGGCAAGGAGGGAUGCCGCCUCCGCUUCCUUCUUGCAGAGUUCCGGCAGCUGGACGCCGGGAAGCCGACUGUCCUCCGGGUGGACAACAAGUCGGCCAUCACAGUCGCCGAGGGCAUGGGGUUGACGGGCAACCUCAAGCACAUGGAGCGGCGACAGGCCUGGCUGCAGCAUAUGGUGAAGCGCGGGAAGUUUGCGUUGAGAUACAUCCCGACCACCGACCAGCCAGCCGACUUCCUGACGAAGGCGCUGCACUAUCCGGCCUUCAACCGGUGCUCCGUCGCGAUCGGCCAAGUGCGCCUGGCCGAAGUCGGCGACGGCGACAACGACGUGCAGCAGUAG